UAACCGCCACGUGCGUACGUCUUCUUCGUGUUAUGUAAGGAGCCGUAUAUAACCUGAGCCGGGCCAGUUCCUGGAAGUAGACACCUGAGAACAUAGUGUGGCACUCGUGUACCCCAAAUUUUAAAAACAUGGAGAUCGGCGACCAAGAUCGUGAUCAUGUUUUCUACGAGUUUCCGUCGAUUCUGAUGUCACAGUUGAACGAACAACGACUUGAUGGAGAUAAUUGUGACGUCACAUUGAUUGCGAAUGAUGGAGUGACUUUUAAAGCGCACAAGGCGGUGCUAUCAUCUUACAGUCGAUACUUCAAGAUGUAUUUUCUGACAAACCAACGAAACAAACAAGUCCAGGAUAGAAUAGAACUCGGAGGAUUUUGUUCGAGAACAAUCGGGUGUAUUCUGGAAGCUUUUUAUACGUCACGACUUGUACUUAACAUAGAGUUGGUAAACAAGGUUUUGUUGGCUGCUGACGUCAUGGAAGUUUAUCGGAUAAGUGAAGUUUGUAAACGUUAUCUGGCUGAACAUAAGACACAACAUAGUAUGCGGCAUAUUGGUCCAACCAAACCAGAGUCUUCGAAAAGUUCGCUAGUUCACGGACAAUCCCAGAAAGCUUUAAGAACUCCCGGAAGAUUUCGAGAACCAAGCCUUCGAAAGUCUUCCCUCGACUUAUCGCCCACUGCGAUCACAAACUUGGUUUUAAGCGGCGAUGUUUCUCAAGAUAAAAGCGCUGUUGCUUGUGGGGAAACACCACCUGCGUUUAACGUCACAUUUCCAGCUCGAGUUCACCCAGAAGAACCACGGCCACAUACAAGCGCGUUUAAACCAAGAGGUUUAACACAGCACACUGCAGUACAACCGUAUCCACUUCCGUCCGUUCCACCUUUUAUAACAGUUCCAGCUUUAUACAAGCAAACACCUACCCAACAGCCACAUGGUAGCCAUACAACCCCCUACGGGGUAUUCCCCAGAGCCGUAUGCCCUCACUGUAGAGUUGAGUUUAUGAACCCAUGGAUGCUUGAACUGCAUGAUAACCUUUACCAUCGGCCAGUGCUGCGCAACUACUUUCCACCUCCUAUCCAACGCACUUUGUCAGCACCAAACCCAACCACAUCUGGCAACACUGAAUCUUCUUCGUCAGAUGAUUCGAAUAUUACAUCAUCAGUUCGAGGGACUUCCCCCCAACAAUCUAGCGACAUAGAAAUCGUAGAUGAGGUUCCAAACAGAAAUGAAGCAGUUGCCACAGAUGCGCGACAUAAACGCGCAUACCAAUGCGAUUUAUGUAACGCUAGUUUCCCAAGCAAAGCAGGCUUAUCUGUUCACUUUCGGCUCCACACUGGUGAGCGGCCGUACCAAUGUACCAUAUGCCAUAAGUCAUUCACACAACUGGGUCAUGUGCAAAGACAUCAAAAAGUUCAUACUGGUGAGAAGCCGUACCAGUGUGGUAUAUGCCAUGCUAGAGUUCGUGACAAAGCAUCUAUGAGGUAUCACAUACAAGCCCAUAAAGGUGUCAAGCCGUUUCACUGUGAUCAGUGUGAUGCAAGGUUUACAAAGAGGUCAAGUCUUGUGAAGCAUAAAAAUGUCCAUACUGGUGAAUACAUGCACCAAUGUCAACAGUGUAAGGCAAGCUUCAGAGAAAAAGCAAGUCUAAGUCGCCAUAAACGAUGCCAACAUAGUCAACAUACUGAUGAAUAAUCAACAUGCUGUUAAGGUUACCAUGCAAACUGUUAUGAAAUAAUAGCAUUUAAAAGAAUUUAAUGUAUUCUGUAUGGUUGAGAUCCUACAGUAUAACACGCUAUAAAAAUGCUUGAACUUAAGUCAAAGCCCAUCAUGCUCAUGAAAAAGCUUCUCUUAUAAUAUCAAUAUUUUCUAUUUUCUUUGUAUCUAUUAUUGAAGAAAAGUUUGCAACAAAAAUGAAAGAGAAUAAAGUUCCUAUGCUCUAUUUGUACUAUUAAGCACAAAUCUUGCAAAUAAAGCAGUUGUUUUGGUUUAAAA
Ciona intestinalis (vase tunicate) is the source of this 1988-nucleotide messenger RNA. NCBI's taxonomy places the organism in Eukaryota, Metazoa, Chordata, Ascidiacea, Phlebobranchia, Cionidae. The record is from RefSeq and is a predicted model, not a curated record.